This is a messenger RNA of Anopheles darlingi, 2608 nucleotides long. RefSeq names its product neutral and basic amino acid transport protein rBAT-like. Gene Ontology annotation, biological process: carbohydrate metabolic process. The coding region runs from base 445 to 2376 and encodes 643 amino acids. NCBI's taxonomy places the organism in Eukaryota, Metazoa, Arthropoda, Insecta, Diptera, Culicidae. The transcript is spliced from 3 exons. The record is from RefSeq and is a predicted model, not a curated record.
CCGCCACACUCCGUUCCGCUAUCCACCCGAUUCGAUCCGUAUCCCCGGGUUUGCGGUUCGUCUUGAUUGGCGCUAAUAGGAGCUAAUUGUGUAGCUCUGGUGCUGGCAGCUGCUGUGGCGCUUGUUGGCUUGUGAAAACUGACGCGAAACCCGCCUGGUGUGAUUGAUUUGCGCUCUCUCGCUCCGUUUGCUCGGUGGAGGAGAGUAUCGAAGACCACAUACGGACACGAUAGUAGCAGCGUGUGGUUAACGAGGUUUUUUGGCGACGACCGACGUCAGUGUAUUACGUCGUAGCAGCCGGACGUACCGCUGCCACCUGAGCAUCGUAGUGUCCCUCACGAGCAGAGUGAAAGAGAGUGCGCGAUUUGUAUCUUUCGUUGGUGGUGGUAUUGAAGAAAGGAAAGUGUCUAAUCAGGGGAGAGCAUCACCUGCACUACCUUGAUCAUGAAUCAUCUGCAAAUAUCAACCGAUCCGACCCUGCUGGGUGCGGAUCUGUUGCCCGAGUCGCUCACGACCUCGCCAUCGGUGUCGACGUUUCUACCGGAGGAGGACGCUUCGACCUGUCUGCUGCUCCCGGAGACACCGAGUCCACCGUUGGAUUUCUCGCAUCCGUUGACACCGAGUAUGGGUGGUACGGCGACGGACAAUCACACUUCGGUCGCCGGUGACGAUGAUCAGGCGGCGGAAACGAGCAGUUCAUCCGGUUCGUCCGGUAUCGGUAUGGUUGGUACGGUUGGUGCCGGUGCCGGGAAUCUGUUCAGUCACAACACUUAUCAGCAUCUGCGCAAGAAGAGUGACGUCGCGAAGGUGGCGGACGAAGCGAUGCAUCAUGCGGCCAGUCUCGGUAUUGCGGUGACGAAGGAUAUGCCCGGAUUCGUGCACUGGAAUUGGCCGCUGAUACGGAAGUGUACGUUCUUCGGUUUUCUGGGGCUGAUCGUGGCAAUGGUGGGCAUCGUUGUGGCCAUGAUUGCUACCCUGCCGAAGUCCUGUAAUCCACCUGCUGCGUGGUACAAGGGUUCAGUGUUCUACGAGAUCUUCCCUGCAAGCUUCCAGGAUACGAAUGAUGAUGGACUGGGCGAUAUCCGUGGUUUGAUUGGUCGCGUGGAGUACUUCAAAACGCUCGGUAUCGGUGCGGUUCGGUUGAAUUCGAUCUUCCCUUCGAAACACUAUCCGGAUCACUUCCAGGAGGUCACCUCCCUUAUGGACGUCGACAGUGUGCUGGGCAACGUGGAGGACAUUCAGAAGCUGGCGGCCAUGCUGCACGAGCGCAACAUAUCGCUAGUGCUCGAUUUACCGAUCUAUCCGUUCUUGGACCGGCUCAGUCCACCGACCAUCGAUGUAGACCAUCUACCGAACCGUACGGAUGGUGAUGUGGCCACGAGCGAGUUCUUGCGUUUAUCCCGUUCCGCCCGAGCGGCCACCGGAGAGACGAACCCAAUUUCGGAUGUGCUUCGCUUCUGGUUGACGCGUACCGGUGUCGAUGGGUUUUACGUCAAGGGUUUGGAGCACUUUGCGGAUGAUCCACUGCUGGUGGAGAACGUGAAGGAAUGGAAGUAUCUGCUCGGUCCGGACCGUGUGCUGAUGGUGGGCCAACGGUUGGUGGAGCAACUACCGGACCGUACCGUGCACGAUGUACUCGCACAGAUCGAUCUGGUGGAUGUGUUUCUCGACGUAAGCAAUGGAACCGAUGGUAUUGCGAAGAUCGUGCAGGAUUCGAUCCAUGGUCGACUGCUGCGAGGUGCGCUCGAGCAUCCCUGGGUACACUGGAGUCUUGGGAGCGUCUCGGAUCGUCGCCUUUCGUCUGGUCUCAGCCCGAAUGCUACGUUGGCUGCGACAUUGAUGGAACUAACGCUCCCCGGAACGGUCAGCAUCUUUUACGGUGAUGAGAUAGCGCUCGAGGAGGCGCACGAUCCGAAGGAUGAGCACGGUGAUACGAAGCAUCUGCAUCAUCUGGCCGGUAUGGUAUGGGAUAGCGCCCAGAAUCAGUUCACCAGCCGCGGUACGCUUCCGUGGUUGCCGCGUAGUGCGUCCGCUUCAUUGCACCAUCUCGAUUAUGUCAUCGAAGCGAUCGCUCUGCGUAAACGUUCACCCUCGAUCUAUCUGAAUGCGGUCGUUAAGGAGGAUAAGGUGCUACCGAACGCUGAUAUCAAGUCGAACCAGAACGAUAUCCUGAUCGUGCAGCGUUGGUACCCGCGGAGGAACUCGUUCGCAGCGAUCGCUAACCUGGGCCAGAAGCGCAUCUCGCUCGAUCUGACCGCCAUGUUCUACAGUGGAGAGAUCAUUGCCGGCUCGGCAGCGCUCAAGCACGAGCGGGUUUACUUCGAUCGCUUCGAGAUUAGCCCGCUGGAGACGAUUAUCGUGAAGCUGCAUAAGUAGGCGACGACAACGACGACAGGAAAGGGGCGCCUACUUUGACUCCUUUGGAGAAAUGACGAAUGGAACGAUGCUUUUCGUUGCUAUGUUUAGCGAGCUGCUCAGUGGAGGCAUCCCAGUAUGCUUAGUAACCCACCAAUCCCUCCUGGUGUCUAGUGACCCGAGCAUCAUCAUUAUCAUCGAAGUGGAAUUGCGCCAGAAACAGAAAGGACCGAGAACCGAGAGUCCGAGCUAC